Messenger RNA from Coregonus clupeaformis (lake whitefish), 784 nucleotides. Its product is annotated as 28S ribosomal protein S23, mitochondrial. Gene Ontology annotation, molecular function: structural constituent of ribosome. Gene Ontology annotation, cellular component: mitochondrion; ribosome. Lineage: Eukaryota; Metazoa; Chordata; Actinopteri; Salmoniformes; Salmonidae. Gene Ontology annotation, biological process: translation. The record is from RefSeq and is a predicted model, not a curated record.
CCCUGCAGAAAUGACAUGCGGAAGUGGUGGUCGUCCAUGCUGGUGAAAAGAGCCUCUGUAGUUGGUGUUGCUAACUAUGAUCUUUGAGUUUACUGGAUAAUUACCUAGCUGCAUUUUACACUCAUAGUGUAGUUAAAUUCAAGUCCAUUAUGGCUGGAAGUCGACUUGAAAAAUUCGGAACAGUGUUCACGCGAGAUCUUAUGCGUUCUGGAGUUGUCAAACAGUCUGACAAGCCCAUUUGGUAUGAUGUAUACAAGACCUUUCCACCCAAGAAAGACCCACUUUAUGUCACAGUGGCCAAGAUCUAUGGGAAGAAAGAAGAUGCUGUGCCUGACAUCUUCUACAGAGAGGAUGAAAUCAGAGCGAAAUUAUAUGAGGUGUAUGGAACAGGGCCCAGAGCUUUUGAUCUCUCCAAAUCCAACUUUGUUUCAACAUGCCAAAGGUUUGUGGAGAUGCACACAGAGUUAGAGAGCUGGGGAGAGCUGGAGAAACAGUACGCACUUCAGCACUCGGCGGCCCUGUUCUGUGGCGUCAGAGACCAGGGAUCCAGUGUUGGGCAUGAAGCUGACAGACAUGCUGGCGGAACUGCAAACAGAUGCAACUGGCGAAACACAGACACCAGGAGAAGAGACGCCAACACAAGCACCAGUGACUCCACAGUAGGCCUCUGCAACAUGGCUUGAACCAUGCUCUUCACCUAGAUGGAACCCACAUGAGGUUGGUGGCACCUUAAUUGAGGAGGACGGGCUCGUGGUAAUGGCUGGAGCGGAAUAGGUGGAAUGGU